GGGAUUUGUUUUGUAAUAGGAUCGUGCCAUGUAUGUCAAGACAUUUGUUUGUACAUUAUAUUUGUAACACACGUUUAGAAGGAUAGAAAUUUAUCUUUGUCUUAGCUAAAUGCUUGGUACGGGCCUGUUGAAUAAAUUCAAUGUUUGUCUGGUAGGCUUGUCUAAUUUUGGAGGAAUUGUGGAUAUCUGAGAAUGGAAAUUGGCAAUUGUUAUAUUUGUAUGACUAUCCAAUUACAUUAAAGUUGCAAUUUAUGUAUUGUUCAAAUAUUUAUUUGACAUUUCCAGGACCAGUAAAGCUGCAAGAUUUUGUCGGCCAGUCAAAAGUGGACGCUGCAAUCCAAGGUGAAACUUUCUUUCUCAUGGUGGGGCACACGCAUGAAGAUGUGGAUCAACCGUUUAGUGUAUUUGCAAGGGAACUUAGACAGAAGCCUGCAACAACCCGCGAUGCCCUCCUUCAAGAUUGGGGACAUCCGGACACCCACCACCAAGCUAUCAGACUUAAAGCCCUUCAUGCCUGCCCCAAGGGAAGCGACAACCCUCCCAACUAAAGUUCAAGAGGCAAUAGAGAAGAACAAUGAAAAACUGCAAAAACAAUCAAAGAUCACUCUGACAAAGCACCGAAGACAAGCCUCGCUUCCUUCUGUGUGGUCAAGUUCGGACUCCUGGCCAUUCCUAAGUUGUCCCGCCCUGCCUUAG
This is a messenger RNA of Haliotis rufescens (red abalone), 696 nucleotides long. RefSeq lists its product as uncharacterized. Bases 376 to 696 code for a protein of 106 amino acids. The transcript is spliced from 4 exons. NCBI's taxonomy places the organism in Eukaryota, Metazoa, Mollusca, Gastropoda, Lepetellida, Haliotidae. The record is from RefSeq and is a predicted model, not a curated record.